Erpetoichthys calabaricus (reedfish) is the source of this 1335-nucleotide messenger RNA. It is a transcript of the gene mrpl3, whose product is annotated as mitochondrial ribosomal protein L3. Gene Ontology annotation, biological process: translation. Gene Ontology annotation, cellular component: mitochondrial large ribosomal subunit; ribosome. The transcript is spliced from 10 exons. The record is from RefSeq and is a predicted model, not a curated record. NCBI's taxonomy places the organism in Eukaryota, Metazoa, Chordata, Cladistia, Polypteriformes, Polypteridae. Gene Ontology annotation, molecular function: structural constituent of ribosome. The coding region runs from base 152 to 1186 and encodes 344 amino acids.
ACUGGAUGUCACAGCCAAUGCUGGUUCAAUGUGAGGAAAGCGAGUGAAGUUGGAGCAACUGAAGGAAAAGAAGUGUGUGCGAGUGAAUGAAAAGUGACCGGGCAGAGGGAAAACAGAGAUAUUCAAACGUCGAAUCUUUCGACUAGGAGAAAUGGCGCAUUUGCGUAUUCGGCUUAUACGAAUAACCUGCUCAUUGCUUAAAAGCACGAACGUCUUAGGGGAUCACGCAGCAACCAGGUCAUCCUGUUUACAACUUACAAGAAACAUAAACAGCAGCACAUGGUGGGAAGAGCAUCUUUCAGAGGAGAAUUCAAAGUUUCUUCGUAGACUUACAGCCGAGGAGUUCAGACAACAGACAGCAAGUAAAGAGUGUCCACUGAAGGACGAGCCUUGGCCCAGACACACGUGGCAACCUGGGAAUGCACGAGUUGGUUUGAUUGCAGUAAAACUAGGAAUGAUGCCAGUUUGGACCAAGACUGGGGAAAAGCACGCUGUUACAAUGCUUCAGGUACAAGACUGCCAUGUACUUAAAUAUGUAGCAAAAGAAGAUUAUGAUGGAAAAGUAGCAGCUUUAUAUGUUGGCGGAAAAAAUGUAUCGCCCUUUCAUAGAACGGAGGAUUCAAUGGAGAUCUUUCGGAAUGCAGGAGUACCACCAAAACAGAAAAUAUCAAUUUUCAGAGUGUCAGACAAUGCUAUACUGAAACCAGGCACUCCUUUAUAUGCUGCUCACUUUCGUCCUGGACAAUAUGUUGAUGUCACCGCGAAAACAAUUGGCAAAGGUUUCCAAGGAGUAAUGAAACGGUGGGGUUUUAGUGGUCAGCCAGCUUCACAUGGACAGACAAAGACUCAUCGAAGACCUGGAGCAUCUGGCCCUGGCGGUGAUCCUGCCAGAGUCUUUCCUGGAAAGAAAAUGCCCGGGCAAAUGGGGAAUGUUUAUAACACUGCCUAUGGGCUUAAGGUAUGGAGGGUAAACACUAAACACAACAUCGUCUAUGUAAAUGGGUCUGUCCCAGGACAUAGGAACUGCUUAGUGAAGGUCACAGAUACAAGGCUGCCUACACGCACUGAAAACAAUCAGAAUCCCCCUUUUCCAACUUAUUUCAAAGAUGGAGAAGAAAAUCUGCCAGAAGACCUGUAUGAUGAUGAGAUGUUUCAAUUCACUGAACCUUCUAUCACAUAUUCUUGAGAAACAUCUUGUAGAAUCAGACCCUGAAGCCCCUGCCACUGUGAGCCGCUUGCCAGGUUUCUUGAAACGCAAGGAGCCUGUCGGAUCGCCUCCACUUCUGUCAAUUACUGUCUUCACACUGUGCAGGAAUAAAUAUCAUGGCAAAACUA